AACACGGUAUGAUGUUAGUGACGUCACACGUAAAUAAAUGUAAUUCGUGAUGUGUCAUUCGAUCAACAACAGUAUGCCGGUCAAAACAAAAUUAGGUACUUAAAAUCUGAUAAAAAAUAAAUAUAUCGUUAUACGUGAUAAGCUGAUGAGUGAUAAUGUUACUAGAUAUUUAUGGUUUUGCCUUAAAUAAAAUUGAUUUGUAACUUCAUUUUUGUAUAUGUCCGAACGAGUUAUAAUGUAUGGAAAAUCAUCUCUUACUAUCCUACGAUCACUAGCACGUGAACUCCGGUCUUUCACUUCUAAUGGUAAGUUACUCAACAAACCUCUGAUGCAAUGGAUUCUGUCUGAAUACCGAUCCAACUUAGUAACUUCGGCGCAAUAUUGUCGUGGACCCAAUGAGAUGAUAUGGAUUGGUGAUACAUAUUUACAAUAUAUACGAGCACAACGUGUAUAUCGUGAGCUCACCAAUAAACAUCAAAGACGUGAGAAAACUGUUCAAGAAACAGCAGACAUGAUUGGAUUUAGAUUACCUCAAUCAACACCAGAUGAUAAAGUUAAUUGAAAUAUUUACAGUAUUUGUAGACAUUUAUUUUUUAGAGACAUUAUUAAAAAUACAAUUUUAGUUAUA
Sipha flava (yellow sugarcane aphid) is the source of this 628-nucleotide messenger RNA. RefSeq names its product protein FMC1 homolog. Bases 218 to 562 code for a protein of 114 amino acids. The record is from RefSeq and is a predicted model, not a curated record. NCBI's taxonomy places the organism in Eukaryota, Metazoa, Arthropoda, Insecta, Hemiptera, Aphididae. Gene Ontology annotation, cellular component: mitochondrion. The transcript has a single exon.